This is a messenger RNA of Felis catus (domestic cat), 719 nucleotides long. RefSeq names its product basic proline-rich protein-like. The record is from RefSeq and is a predicted model, not a curated record. Bases 78 to 548 code for a protein of 156 amino acids. NCBI's taxonomy places the organism in Eukaryota, Metazoa, Chordata, Mammalia, Carnivora, Felidae. The transcript has 3 exons.
GGUGCUGCAGCGGGCGGGGGCCUGGCGCCGGGAGAAAGGCGGGGACGCAGCUUACGUAAGCGUCCGCUCGCAGGUGCAUGAGGCCUCCACCGGCGUGUGGUCCCUGCGCGCUCCCAGGUGCGCAGUUGGCGCAGGCGGCGGCGCGGCACGGCGCCGGCGGGCGCUGGCUGGCGCUCUCAGGUACGGCAGAGUGCGCGUGGAGGGGGCGCGCAGCGAGCGAAGGGGCGGGCUUUCCGUUCCCCAGCAGCCGCGGGGCCCGCCCCCCGGCUCGGCCAAUGGGCGCGCUGGGCGGUGUCACGUGCUCGCCGCCGCCGCCGCCGCCGAAGCGGAGACCGGAGCCGCGAGCGCCACCAGGGCAGCAGCCGCCGCAGCCGCCGCCGCUGGGCAGAGGAGCCGGAGACGCGGGCGGACGAGGUGGCGGCGGCGGCGGAGCGGGAGCGGGGACCGGGCGCGGGCAGAGCGCGGCGGCGCGGAUACAGUUUCUUUGCCAUGCUCUGUACUGUACAACGGCAACAAAAAGUCUUUUGAGAACCAAAGAUACCCUUUGAAGCUUGUUUACCAAGGUGCUGGCUUACCCUUCAGAGGUGUAUUCCAGAGAAUAAGUCUUCAAACACCUUUGCCAUAUUGUCUCUGAGCUGUCAGGGGACUCAGGCUUAUGAGGAGGUACUGUCACACAAAACAGUGUCUAGUGAAGACGACAAGAAAGUGGGGAAAGGACU